Molecule: messenger RNA, 2470 nt
Organism: Sebastes umbrosus (honeycomb rockfish)
Lineage: Eukaryota; Metazoa; Chordata; Actinopteri; Perciformes; Sebastidae
Gene: zc3h10
Product: zinc finger CCCH-type containing 10
Exons: 3
Coding region: 312-2003 (563 amino acids)
Molecular function (GO): metal ion binding
Source: RefSeq, a predicted model, not a curated record
CAGCUGGUGGCGGUAAUGCACCAUAAAGUUUGACAUCCGUCAUAAAACUCCAACAAAGAAGAAGAAGCUGCAUCGAGAGAUUUGGUAAACAGCAGCAGGGGCCUCGAGGAAUUACCAUUAAAAACACACACAAGCCUGGUUUCUGUUGUUAGCAGAGACAGCAGUACACAUCUCAGUGAAUCCGAGCAGGGCGUCUCUGUGUGGGGAGUCCCUCUGCUAUUCUCUGGAUCCUUCUUCUUGUUUAUAUCUGGUCACGUCCGCCCCCCUCACACACAUGAGUGCUGUUUUCUCCUCGAGCUGGGCCAAGCGCCAUGCCUGACCGGGACAGCUCCUACCUGUCAGGUGGCGGUGGGAGUGGUGGUGGUCUGGGCGAGGAAGGAGGACCCGGGUCUGGUUUGGCAGGUAGCUCUGCGGAGGGCAGAGGAGGCUCAGGAGGAAGUUUCGGAGGCAACGUCUCUGGCUCGGGGAGCAUGGGGGGAGGAGGGGCGCUCGGAAAUGGCAACGGCUGUGGGAACGGCGGAGGUGGGGGGCAAGGUGCAGGGGUGCCGUUUGACGGCGUCUGCAGGGACUUCAUACGCAAUGUCUGCAAGAGAGGAAAGCGCUGCCGCUUCAGACACCCAGACUUUAAUGAGGUGCCAGACUUGGGAGUGCAAAAGAAUGAAUUCAUCUUCUGCCAUGACCACCAGAACAAGGAGUGUAUGCGCUCCAACUGCCGCUUUGUCCAUGGAUCGAAAGAGGAUGAGGACUAUUACAAGAAAACAGGAGAGCUGCCCCUCAGACUAAGAGGGAAAGUUGCUGCACGGCUGGGCCUGUCUCCCAUGGAUCUCCCACAUAGCCGCGGGGAAGUCCCCAUCUGCAGAGACUUCCUGAAGGGAGAGUGCCAGAGGGGCAAUAAGUGUAAAUUUCGCCAUGUCAAAAAAGACUUUGAAUAUGAGCCUUCCAGGGUUGGAGUGGGUGGUGUUAUAGGGCCAGGUGCCAGUGGAAUGGUGAAUGCUGGGGGAGGGAUAGGUGGUGGAGGAGGAGGUGCCUGUGGAGGAAUGCAAGGACUUGUGGGAGGUGGAGGUGGAAGUAAUAUGAUAGGGAUGGGGAUGGGAAUGGGGAUGGGGAUGGGGAUGGGUUGCCCCAGCCUGGGCGGUUGCAGAGAUCCAGGUAUCACAGGAAUUGGGGGGGUAGGUGGAGGGGGCAUGAGCACCUGUCUGUCUAUAAGUUCUGCAGGGCCACGGCGUUACGACAGGGUCCCAUGCUCAGUGUAUGACCCUGUGCUUGAAAGUGGGCUGUUUGAUCCCAGCUCCCUGGAGGCCUCUAUGGACCACAAUGCUCUACAGUUGAAGAGGCGGCGGCUGGAGGGGCUGCGCUUCGAUGUGAGUGGAGGAGGUGCUCACUACGAGCUGGGAGUUCAAGCCACCUUGCCGCCUCGUCCUCUGGAGUACAGGUUCCUGGAGGAGGAGAACUCACUGCUGAGGAAGAGAGUUGAAGAGUUGAAGAAGCAGGUUUCAAACCUCAUCGCUACAAAUGAGGUUCUUCUGGAUCAGAACGCCCAGUUCCGAACUCAGGCCAAGGUGAUGACGCUGUCUUCCACUCCUGCACCCACCGAGCAGAUUCUCGUGCCCCCCGUGGGUGCAAUAAGUUCCUACAAUCACAGCAUCGCUCAGACUCACACCACCCUGAGCAGCGCCGGACUGCAGCCUCGGCCCGUCAUCCAGCAAGACCUGGUAGCGCCUACCGGCGCCCCUUCAGCGCCCCCGACUAACGCUGCCCCGCCUACAGCCCCUCUGCCUCACCUCAACCCCGAGAUCACCCCCCUCUCAGCUGCCCUCGUACAGACCAUUGCCCAAGGGAUGGCGCCACCUGUUUCUAUGGCACCGGUGUCUGUAUCUGUGGCACCGGUGGCAGUGUCCAUUACGCAGCCGAUGCCGGGCAUCACCAUGAGUCACGCCACCAGCACGAUGGUCGCGUACCCCAUUGUGAGUCAAAGCAUGAGGAUCACCACUCUGCCUCACUAACUGGCUAAAUGUUGGACUGUUGUACCCACACGUCAGAAUGUAGCAUCCUUAACUGUGAUUUUUAACAUAGCUGAUCAACUGAUGACAGAACACUGAAGUAUAAAGAUGCUUGUAUUCCUCCACCAGAGGGCAGGAUAAAGACUUCCUCACUGUGUUCUGUGGCAACAUUACAAAGACAUUUUUACAGACUGACUGACUGACCUGUGAACAGUUUGUGCACCAAAGGAAUCUUUUCACAGGCACCAAAAAUGGCAACAAACUGAAAAUAUGUGAGGUCAUCCAUAUUGUUUGAACACUGCUGUGCCGUCCUUGUGUGGACAUGAAGACUUUGGAAGCAGUUUGUGUUUCUACUUUUGUGGAUUGCUCUGGUGUAAAUUAACUUUGGUACUUUGCACAUAAAAAAAAAAAAGAAUAACAGGCGCUCAACAAUCAAUCUUGUAUUAUCUGUCACUUUGUUUACAGCUUCA